AUGCCCCUUUUCAAGCGACGGGACGGCAAUGCUCCAGCGCCAAACGCUACUAUUCGCGACAAGUACGAGUUUCGGGAUGUGCUCGGCACUGGCGCCUUUUCCAAGGUAGGUCUCGUUUUUGCUUUGAAUUCUUUGAAAAUAUAAACACCACCGAAAGUACUAAUUUGCGAAAUCCUUCCGAAAGAAACCUUCUAAUUAUCCAUCAUUCUGCUUUAUCACUCGGACAUGAAAAAGUGUAAACGGCGAGCCAACGGGUUUUUCCCGGAGACGCAGAAUAUGUCAAAGAGCCAUAGCAACACUGGCACACUCGGGGCGGCGGCUCGCCCUCCAUUUCCCUCCUUCAGCGCCCCCGACCGCUUCUCCAUAUAUGGAUUUUUGUUAUCCGCCCGUCUCUCCGGCUCCGCGGCUCUCCCGGUUUCCUUCCGAUUCUACACAAUCUCUCGUCGCCUGUUUCAGUUCGGAAACCCGACUUUAUCCCGCCGUCGGAAGGGGAGAGAUAGAAGAUGGAUGCGAGAACCGGAUUAAAUGAGCGGCGGCGAAGUGGAGGAAAGCGCGGGGGAAAACACCGGAUAUUCGAUGAGCCAUCCGGUCGAUCACUAGUACGUUACAAUCUGAACACUUGCUCGAUCGAAAAUUCGACCGACCAGUCUAUUUGUGGCGCGGGCGGGCGUGGGAGAGAUCGCCAGAAGUUCUCGGUAUUCGUCACGAAGCACGUGAGGUUCCCGGAAGAGUCCUACCACGGUGCAAGGACAAUUAAGGGAUUCCGACCAAAACAAGAUUAGCUAUUCUGAAUAGUGGAUGUUCACUUUCCUGGUAAUAAAGUAGGACCGACAAUAUAGUGUGCCGGAGAAACCUGAGAAUAAGUGAUAUUUGAUCAAGUUGUCUGUUUUUUUUUCUGACAUUUUCUUGUUUUCGUAAUCUGCCAACGAUUGGCAGGUGAUUCAAUUGAAAUUAAAUACUCUCAUAAUAUGGCUGUAAAUCUGAAAUCUUUCUGUUUUGACUAGAGAACAAUUGAAACGUCACACAUCUUCUGGCAGAAAGGACAACAAUUCUGAAUGAGUUUUGGAGUAUUCAGUGACGUUGCGCCUUCUUCUGUUUUCUGCUUUUUCCCCCAUUUGUGCUCCAUUUCCGCUUCAUCCUCAUGACAUCAUCAUCAUCAUUUCCCGAUAAUUCCGUCGUCCAUCGGAGCGGCUCACGUGCGGUAAAGAGUCAACACGGCAAGAGUCUAUCGGACGGCGGCUACGGCGGAUGAAAAAUUCACAAAGUUUCGGGGCCAAUCUCUGGUGCCUUGUGGUCACAAAUCCGUUUCUCCGGUCGGUUAAUCGAAAAAUCCGGGGCGGCGGACUCGUGUCUCUUCCCCCAUGGGACAGACUGCUGAUGACCUGCGGUCUAUGGGAAAUUGGAAAAAAACGGGCUCGUCGGUCGCUCUCGGCUGCAUUAUUGUUGCAUAAGAAAUAGCAGAGAGGAGUACGUCACGGGCUGGAAACCACAUACAUUUAUUAUAUCCCUAUUAUUAGAUCUCUGAUCGCAGAGCUCACUUUUGUGACGCUCUGUCGUUAUUAGUUAGUCAUCCGAUUGGAUUGAAUUCAGACGACGUCGCGUGAAGUCACGAGUUGGAGGCCGAAAACAGAGAGAGAGACAGAGAGCGGAAGAGGGAGAAUAUUGGGAUAAUGGGGUUGCGACGGAGGGCAGUGCAUGAUGGAUUGUUGAAGGAAAUCGGGCAGGAAGGAGCAAAAGAAAAACACUCGUGUUGGGUUGGAAAAGUGGCAUAUCUGAGGGGUUUUUGAUGUCCGGAAAAGCGGGGGUUCCGACGGAGCACGUGCUUCUGGGACAAGCGAUGGCGCCUUCGAAACUAAAGAGUUCAACCGAGAACAGGGAACUUUUUCAACAAACUUGUGUUCAGUGAAGUUUUUAACUCUGUGUGGCUAUCAAAUAUUUGAAUGAUUCUGUAGUGAGACAUCUGGAACGCAUGUUAUGCAGCGCCUCGAGUAUCCCAUUAUAACACGAACAUCUGUCUGGAAAUGUGCUCAAGCUCCAGUGCGUCGUGCAUUCGUAGAAAAAAAAUUGUUUAUUCGUGUCCGCCAGACCGCAUUAUCCAAUUGUAUCGCUCUCUUUUUCAGAAAGGGAUAUUGCAUAUGUGAUGUGUGGUUUUCCAAAGAUUCAUCCAAACAAACACUGAAACAUCCGUUCAUGCUUCCCCUUUUUCAGGUGUUCUUGGCAGAGUCGAAAUGCGAGGCGGGUCACAUGUACGCCGUCAAAUGCAUCGACAAAAAAGCGCUGAAGGGCAAAGAGGAGUCACUGGAGAACGAGAUCAAAGUGCUGAGAAAGUGAGUCUCGGAAUGAAGUCGUAUAGAAAAGAGUGAGAGAGGGAGACCUUCCCGCUUUCAUUCUAAAAACGUCGUGCUCCUCGCUCGUCGGCUCCUAUUUUUGUCUCCUUGAGCAGUAGGAGGUGACCGACGACAACACAAAGUAUCCGCUUUCAAGUCAUGCAGCCAGAAAACCUAUUCUGAUGAUGUCAUUCCGCCUCUUUUGGCACCGACUUCUUGCCUCAUUACGGCCACGUCAAAACAAGAAGUGGAGUGAGUGCGCGACGGGUGCUCUGGAAUUAACGGCCUCUCGUUUUAUUUCUGUCUUUUGAAUGGGUUGAACAACAACUGAAAGCCGAUACAUUUUGAGAAGCACAUGAAAUUUAUAUCGGGUCCAAAGCAUACUCUUCUGAUCACGGAGUUUGACUUUUAUGGGGAGCAAACAUGAAAUGAAAUGAAGAGCCUAAAAGAACGACAUUAACUUUUUAGACUCCGUCACCCGAACAUUGUGCAAUUGUUCGACACAUACGAUGAAAAACAGUUUGUCUAUCUCGUCAUGGAACUCGUAACUGGCGGAGAGCUCUUUGAUCGAAUUGUUGCGAAAGGGUCCUACACAGAACAAGACGCCUCAAAUCUUAUCAGACAGGUCAGUCAACAACUUCUUUGGCACAUUUUGUCAAAAAUUCUGGAGACUUCCGUUCUCUGUUUUCCCAUGACAUUUAUAGUGACUCUGAAAAGAGAGGAAAACUCAAUUUUCAGGUGCUCGAAGCAGUCGCUUUCAUGCAUGAUAACGGAGUUGUGCACAGGGAUCUGAAGCCCGAGAACCUGUUAUAUUACAAUCAAGAUGAAGACUCGAAGAUCAUGAUCUCCGACUUUGGACUCUCGAAAACAGAAGACUCUGGCGUGAUGGCGACUGCGUGUGGAACCCCCGGAUACGUGGCUCCCGAAGUGCUGCAGCAGAAGCCGUACGGCAAGGCGGUCGAUGUGUGGUCCAUUGGCGUCAUCGCCUACAUCCUGCUCUGCGGGUCAGACCUCCGCCAUUUACAAUUCGCUAUAAGAAAUGCUGAUUUCAGUUAUCCUCCGUUCUACGAUGAGAGCGAUGCGAAUUUGUUUGCCCAAAUAAUCAAAGGCGAAUACGAAUUCGACGCGCCAUACUGGGAUCAGAUCUCAGAUUCCGGUAAGUCUAACAAGUCAACAAUUCUUUGAUUACGUGAAAUUAUUUUCAGCAAAAGACUUCAUCUCGCAUCUGAUGUGCUGUGAUCCGGAACAGAGGUUCACCUGCCAGCACGCUCUGGCACAUCCAUGGUAAUGAGAGAGACCUGACAAACAGGGGUUCCCAACUAUUCAAUGCUUUCAGGAUCAGUGGAAACACCGCCUACACGCAUGAUAUCCACGGAACUGUCGCAGUGCACCUCAAGAAGAGUCUGGCGAAGAGGAACUGGAAAAAGGUGGGUGGAGUGCCGACAGAUUCAGGUCACAUCCUCGAUUGCAGGCGUACAAUGCUGCCGCCGCCAUUCGUCAGCUCCAGAUGCUUCGUCUCUCCUCGAACAGUAAUCGUCUGAACAAGCAAGCCCAGCAGCAGCCGCCGCAACCGCCUCCACAACCAACCCCCGUUUUCCACGCCUGA
Messenger RNA from Caenorhabditis sp. 36 PRJEB53466, 3933 nucleotides. The record is from the annotation of a GenBank genome assembly. Lineage: Eukaryota; Metazoa; Nematoda; Chromadorea; Rhabditida; Rhabditidae.